UUGGAAGGAGCGUCCAGCUGCGGGAAGAGAUGUGCCAGCCCCAGCCGCCGCUGCUGGCCCUGCUGCUCCUGCUUUCCUCCUGCCCGUGCGCCGACGGCAGUGCUCUACGGGAUCAGAUUGUGGGGGGCCACGAGGCUCAGCCCCACUCCCACCCUUACAUGGCGUACCUGAAGUUAGGGACGUCAUCCUGCGGAGGCUUCCUGGUGGCCCCUGACUGGGUGAUGACAGCCGCACACUGCACGGGGAACGCCACAGUCAUCCUGGGGGCUCACAACAUCCUCGCACCAGAAACGACCCAGCAGGUCCGGGGAGUUGUCAGAUACCACCCGCACCCGGAAUACGACCCUGACACCGUGUCUAACGACAUCAUGCUGCUCAAGCUGACGGCGAAGGCCACACUCAAUGACUAUGUCAAGACCAUUCCACUGCCCAAGACCAGCAGCGACCUCCCCACGGGCACCAAGUGCAGCAUAGCCGGCUGGGGCAUGAUCGAUAACGACCAGGCGACCAACAGGCUCUUUGAAACCAAAGUCUCCAUCUACAGCCGCAGGAAAUGCAUCCGCUUCUAUCCGCAUCUCAGCACCGGCAUGGUGUGUGCCGGCAGCUUCCACGAGCUGAGGGAUUCCAGCCAGGGAGAUUCUGGCGGGCCCCUGGUAUGCAAGAAGGUGGCACAAGGCGUCGUUUCCUUCGGGCACAACAGCCCGCCCGGCGUCUACACCCGCAUCUCCAACUACCUGCCCUGGAUCAAAAAAAUCAUGAAGAAGUAGCAGCAGCAGCAGCAUUUGCUCCAGCAUCGGUGCGGCCCUGGAGACUGCGCUGUUUUCCUUCCUGCCCCUGCCGAAGGCUUGACUCCCUCCUCUCUCCUCGGGAACCCGAGUCACCCCAUCAGCGCACACAAGGGUCCCCUUCUUGCUGUUCGGAGGCUGCUGGCUGUCCCACUCGCUGCCCAUCUCGGGCAGCCAGCUCAGGGCCGCGUUAAAUCCCCUGGCAGAAGCAGGGAUCGUCCCAGGUGGCACCGAAAAAGGCUGUGCUACAACGGACCCCGUUUCCUUCCGAGAUAACCCCGUCCCUGCUUGAACCUUACCGCACUUCAGACACCCACAGUAAACUCAGAGCUGCGCUUCCCCGUGUACGUCUUAUUUCCCGUACCUUGCCCCGGGGAGAAAGGAGGGGGGUCUGGGUGG
Molecule: messenger RNA, 1184 nt
Organism: Chroicocephalus ridibundus (black-headed gull)
Lineage: Eukaryota; Metazoa; Chordata; Aves; Charadriiformes; Laridae
Product: duodenase-1-like
Exons: 5
Coding region: 30-767 (245 amino acids)
Biological process (GO): proteolysis
Molecular function (GO): serine-type endopeptidase activity
Source: RefSeq, a predicted model, not a curated record